UUCAUAUUUUUUUCUUUUAGAACAUACUUUCGAGAUUGGCCAGCUCCAAGAAGACCGGAGAGCCAACCAGAGGAAAUGUUGCCGCCCAAGCUGCGUGGUGCCGUCUACAAUUGUCAUCGUCACCAUCAUUGUCGUGACCAUCAUCGUCAUGCGUGUCAUGCAUGAAACAUCUGCGGUCAGUGAUACAAAGGAGAUGGACAAAUACGACCAGACCACAGUUACCCCCACAACUCGCCUGUCUGUAACACGCGGCUGGGUGGAAGAGAACAACUCAACGCGAAAUACCAUGACGACAGCAACUCGCGAAGAACUAAUGCAAAGUCUGGCCAAUUCUUCCACAUCUGACUACUGCGGUAACGUCUCCGUGACGGUAAGUGGGAGGACCUGUCAGCGGUGGGAUGUCGACUUUCCACAUGAGCCCUAUUACAAGCCAGAGGAGUAUCCUGAGUUGGUGGAGAACUACUGUCGCAACCCAAAUGGGGGUGCGUCAGGUUUGUGGUGCUACACAACGGACCCUGACACCCGCUGGGAGCACUGCGUCGACCCUGCCUGCCCUAUUGGUUCAACUCAUCAAACUACCACAGUGACAUCGUUCAACACUACAGGAGCACUGGCUACGUCACCCAAAACGAUGCAGCAGUCAAGUUAUGAUGCUGGACCAACCAUAACACCAGAAGAUUCAAGUCGAGUGACAGUGUCCCCCCAAAUGAUACAGCAGUCAAGUUCUCCAGGACCAACCAUAACACCAGAAGGCUGCAAGGAAAAUUCCAAUGGAUCUGAAUACCGAGGAAACGUCUCUGUGACCAGAAAUGGGAAGACAUGUCGGCGAUGGGAUACCGGCUUAUCACAAUGGCAUCGUUACCGGCCAGAGCUGUACCCUGAGUUGGUGGAGAACUACUGCCGUAACCCUGGAGGAAACGAGCCAGGCUUGUGGUGCUACACAACGGACCCAAACACCCCGCGGGAGUACUGCAUCAACCCUGCUUGUUCUGCAGCGAUGGCAGUUAAAUGGCGACUGGAUGGGCGAUGUGGUGCCAGGUACCCCGCUCCAGAUGCGACUCCUGGUGAAUGUAAUCCGAAUGGCGCCUCGCCGUGUUGCUCUCGGCAUGGCUGGUGUGGAAACAGUCGCAACUACUGUUCCUGCCUUUCAGGUUGUGUAGACUACAGACUCGUACAAACCUGAUGUCAUUUAAACAUAAACAUUUCAACAUUGUACCAAUGUUAAUGCUGAGGAGAUAC
Molecule: messenger RNA, 1239 nt
Organism: Branchiostoma floridae (Florida lancelet)
Lineage: Eukaryota; Metazoa; Chordata; Leptocardii; Amphioxiformes; Branchiostomatidae
Product: plasminogen-like
Exons: 7
Coding region: 149-1183 (344 amino acids)
Molecular function (GO): chitin binding; endopeptidase activity; signaling receptor binding
Source: RefSeq, a predicted model, not a curated record